AUGUUUCCCACCAACCCAAAUCUACCCUGCCUCAGUGUCGGUUGCAGUUCAAACACCCACCAGAUUCUGCUUUUAACUGUUUCCCAACUGAUUCUCGUGAUUCCUUUGCACACUGGCUUCUUUCUUCCUGUUUUCCAUUUGUCAAUUAAUCGUUUUGUAUUAUCUAUCUAUCUAUCUAUCUAUCUAUCUAUCUAUCUAUCUAUCUGUUCUUAUCUAUUUUUGCCUGCUCAUAUAUCUAUCUAUCUAAAAUAUAGCAAAGACUAUAACCGAACACAUUUAUUCACGUGCAAGUUGAUUGACAUUCAUAUCCACCCAUACCGCUUCAAAUAUAGACAGACUUUAACUGGAAUGGCUUUCGUCUCUAGAUGGGCAGUUUUUCUUCCUUUCUUUUUAUUUUUUUUUUUAUAUCUAUCUAUCUAUCUAUCUAUCUAUCUAUCUAUCUAUCUAUCUAUCUAUCUAUCUAUCUAUUUCAAUCAGUUCCUACCUGUCUGUCUGUCUAUCUAUCUAUCUAUCUCAGCCUAUCCAUAUCCAUCUAUUUCAGUCUGUUCCUAUCUAUCUAUCUAUCUACAUAGUAUAGUCUAUUCCUAUCUAUCUAUCUAUCGGUCUCAGCCUAUUCAUAUCUAUCUAUCUUUUCUGUGGGGAAAAGGUGUUCUUUGUUAA
Molecule: messenger RNA, 660 nt
Organism: Acanthosepion pharaonis
Lineage: Eukaryota; Metazoa; Mollusca; Cephalopoda; Sepiida; Sepiidae
Source: the annotation of a GenBank genome assembly